ACUCGGUGUUAGGAAAAGUUAAGGGAUAGAAGAGAAGCCUGAAAGUAUCGAAAGUAACCCGGGGGAAGACCUAUAGAUAAAAAGAAUACUCGAAUUCCAUCGCUUAUCUACCCUACUCGGUGAAGUUUUCUGCCUGCUUCGAACGAUUGCGCAACGCGCCAAUAAUCUUCUUCGGCUAGAGUAACGUGUGGAGGGUGCAUCCGAAAUUCCAGAGCCACGCGUCUUCUGGAAGAAGCGUCACCGCAGUUCUUGAGCAACGCUUGUGCCUCCUUCGAAAGAAAAAAAGAGGCGUCAGCGUUAAAGAAGCAUAGACGGUUAUCUACGCUCAUUCCCCUCUACCCAAAACUGAUUAGAGGAGAAAAGCGAGGGUAGAGUUCAGCUCGUGUCUUUAUCGUAGAGAGAAAAAAAAGGAGGGGUUUUGUCUUUCUUCGGUUCCUGCGAGCCAAUCGUCCGACCCUGCUGCCAGUCUUGCUUCUGUGCCGCCGGCGUCGACAAGGCCAGUGUGAUCGGAAUAUCUCUACGCUCUCCGGAAAGCCAGAGAAGCAAGGCACCUUGCGAACCGAUCUUCUCCCCGGGCUGCGUUUUCUGUUUGCCGACGGGAUUCCAUCGACGUCAAGCCCGUUCCUCAAAGGCCGGACUCGACGACGGAGGAGACCCGACUACGACCGAGAGGGAGGACUUCUUCCCCUUCGUCGUGACUUGGUCGACGCGCCACUGACUUCGACAACCGGUGGCGCCACUGCCGCUCGGUCACGUGACCCGCAACUCGUGAAGUGGCAGCCGGUCUCACCCGAGAUCCACCUCUGACACUGUGGACUGUGCGUGGGCUGUCCAGUGUCGCCCCUUCCAAAAUGUACCACUUGCUCGGCGAAAUCCGGGAUUUUUACAACAAAACCUUGGAGAGCGGAGACUCAAGGGUGCAGGAAUGGCUCUUCAUGCAGAGCCCAUGGCCGACACUGACGAUCUGCCUGUCGUACGCCUACUUUGUCAAGGUGCUGGGCCCAUCCCUGAUGAAGAACCGGGAGCCUAUGCAGUUGCGCUGGGUCAUGGUGGGCUACAACUUCUUCAUGGUUGCCGUCAGCCUGGCCAUAUUUCUUCUGCUUGGCAUCUACGGCUGGUUUGGGCACUACAACUGGAAGUGCCAGCCUGUGGACUACACAGACAGUAGGGAAGCAAUAUUGAUGACCCAUCUCUCCUGGUGGUACUACAUUUCAAAAUUUGUCGAGUUCAUCGACACAAUAUUCUUCGUGCUACGAAAGAAGUUCACCCACAUCUCAACACUGCAUGUCAUACACCAUGGAAUGAUGCCCAUGAGCGUGUGGUGGGGUGUCAAAUUCACACCAGGUGGCCACAGCACUUUCUUUGCCUUUGUAAACAGCUUCGUGCACAUCCUGAUGUACUUCUACUACGGACUGGCAGCAGUGGGUCCCCACAUGUCCAAGUACCUUUGGUGGAAGCAGCAUAUGACAACCAUUCAGAUGGUGCAGUUCAUUGCCAUCUUCGUGCACUCAUUCCAACUCCUGUUCCGGCCCGACUGCAACUACCCCCGUGGCUUCAUGUGGUGGAUCGGCUUCCACGCCAUCAUGUUCUGGUUCCUCUUCUGGGACUUCUACAAGAACACCUACUUCGCCAAGAGGCUCAAGAGUGCUGCCACCGGCCGCGGUCUCCGAAGUGUCGCCAACGGCCGCGCCAACGGCGCCACGCCCGUCGACGCCAAUGGCAAGGUCAACGGGAAGCUCAACGGAGAGGCUACCGCCAAAAACGGAACCAACGGCUUCGUCAAGCACACGGCCAACGGCCGGCAAAAGAAUGGCAGCUUCCUGGACGGCUACUGCCACAUCAACGGCCUGCACGACUGGGAGAACAGCGACAAUGACAAGAAGCACGAGUGAUACGUGCGCGAAACCUGCCGCGCACACACAGCUAUUGCCCCCUUCCUCCCCAUUGCCCACCCUCUCUCACCUUAUUGGCUGCAUUCCCCUCCCCCCCAUCUCUUCACCCUCACAUCCACACAUCCUGCUGCUGCUGCUGUUUACUGCCGUGUCAGAAAAAAAAAAAUCAAAAGAGCACCCAAGAAGAGUUGGAUGAGGAGGCGUCGAGGCAUUUUUUUUUUUUCAAAGGACAGUGGCCGCUUUAGGGACACAAUGGCGCCAGGAAAACCCCGCAUGCAGCGAUGUUGUGUACCUCUUGUGGCAACAAUAGGUGGCUGUCGCACGCACUCUACCACUACUAUCGCUGUUAUUACUUGUUUUUAGCAAGUUUAUUGUUUGUGAGAAUACCAAGUCUCUUAUCACUCAGUAGACUGUGCGCUGCUUUUUCUUUUUUUCUUCGUUGUACUGGGUAAAUUACUCUUAACGAGCUUGCAACUUAAGCACUGCUCCUCCGUGUUUCCUCGUGCCCCAUCCCAGCCACAACAUUCAGAGCCAUUCCAAGAUGUGUGCCACACCUUUAUCGACACCUUAGGUUUGUGUUUUUACAUCACAACCUAGGAGUCUUAUUCCCCCAUCCCCUUCGACGUACUGCACUUAACACCCUAGAUAUUUUGUUACAUUACCUACUAGGUUUUUUUUUUCUUGCACUUGACAGGGACUCUAGCAGGCCACUACGUAAGCAAACGAAGGCAGGUGACCCACACAUCAACUGUCUUAGAACUGUUCAGCAUCGUCUUCAACAUAGCUUGUAGCUUGCUCGCCUUCGGGUUAACUGUGGUAGGGCAUCUGGAGCCUGUCUUUGGUGUAGUAUUCUGGCCUAUCCACGCGACUUAAAACAAAAAAAAAAGCUUCCCCUAGGCUAGUGUGUAGAACUGUGGCAGUCCCCAGCACUCAGGAAGAGAAACAAAAAAAAGAGCAGAAGCGAAGCCAGCCUCCCGCCCCCGUCCGUCCCUACGCCCGCCGAGACGCACCUUUGAGGAAGCAAGAGAGCCACACGUUUCCGGCUGUACGCAUGCAACUCAAACAAAAGUUAACAAGGCCUUUGAGAACAACAUCAUCGUGUCAUCUCUGCAACGAGACCCCGCCCGCUCCCUUCCACAAGGUCUCAGUCUUUUCGUCCACGCCUUCGUUGUGUUUUCUUAGUGGGUGAUGCAACAUGCAUGGUGAAAAUUUUUUUUUUUGCGUCUGGUUGCGUACAACUCCUUGUCGGUGCGCUCGCUCGCACGAUGGCCGAGGAGCAAGUGUCCUUCCUGUUACUUUGUCAGUCUCUUCGACGUCGUCUCUGUGCGUGCGGACGGCAGGAAAAACGUUUUGUGCUGUGCACAGACUUCUCUCGCGCUCUUCGACAAGAAGAGGGACUUGACGCGAGUUGAUAGACAAGACGACCGAGUGGGAGAGGGGGAUGCAGGUGAAAGAACGGCAAGGGGGUGCCCUCGAGACGUGCCACGCUGCCGGUGCUCCUCUCCCCGGCCUCCGCAUCACUUUUCGUGCCGCGGUGUUGUGAGUGUGCAUCUGCGCGGCACGCAGUUUUCGGCGUGUGUGUGUGUUCUUCGUGUUUGGUUUCUCGCCAAAUGGUUUGCGUUUUCUUUUUUCUCGAUGCCGUCGCGUGUACUGCGGAGCCGUUCGCGUCCUCAACUCGUCGCCAGAAGGACCAAAAGGCGCGACGCUUCGCAGUCGGGAGUCAUCGGAGAACAGCCCCCUUUCGCGUGGGACUUUAGCACUCUCUCCGCGCACAUCUCCCGCAGUCUUGCUCUCUGCCAAGAAAUGACAGACACGCACGUGGUGUCUUGUGUCUGUGUGUACUUAAUGAGAUGGAGAGAAAGCAUGAUGGGACACUGUGGCCAGGCUAUGGAGACCCCUACUAGAGCGAUGUCUAGUGAAAGGGGUGAAGCCUGUGUGCCUCCAAAUUGUGCCCAUUUCGGAUCUUUUUUUUUUUCUGUUUCCUGCACACAACUGCUUUCAUUGAAUUGGUUCUUUCCUGCUUCCCACCCCCUUCCCCCUACUUGUCUCUUGAUUUGUUCGUUCUACCAGUUUGAUUGUGUGUAGCUUCUAGCACUAAUUUUUUUUAUACGUGCGUAAACGUCACGUGUAACACAUUGGCCAGCGCACUGAUGCCAUGGCUGGCGCUAACAUUGGAAGGGGAUUGGUGCAACUGCGUAAGUGGUGUGCGUGUGUGUAUGUGAAAGACGCAGAUGCUGAAAGAAGAAAAAAAACACAAGAAAAUAAAGGGGGGAAAACGAAAAAGACCUUGCCUAGCUAUACAUACACACAAAACACCCGUAAAUGGAAAUGGGAGAGAGCGUAGCAGUCUUGUCUAUAUUAUAGAUUCAUCAGUUGUUUUUUUUUUAACUUUAGCAAAUGAAUAGUUUUGUACACAGUGUAAAAAAAAAUGGAAGAAGCCAAGGCUUGGAGUUACUAUGCAUCACGGUGCAUUCCUGUAUGCAUUCGAAUGAGCGAAACUGCUGCAAUCAAAACUUGGCUGCAACUGUUUUGUCGCUUUAUCAUUUUGGAGAGAAAGCAUCUGUUGCCAGAUGGGACAUCGGAUAAUGUUCUAAGGGUCGGGGUGGGUGGGGGGACAUAACAAGUAUGCUUGGCCAAAAACAUUUUCUCCGCAGUGCUUGUCAAGCCUUGGGCCUUCUACAACGUUCAUACCUCGUUGGUUUUUGGUUGUAGGCUUGCCGACACUCUGCCAUGCAAGGAAAACAGAGGGUCGCUUUUUUUUUUUUUUUAAAGCAGCGUGGUUGUUCGCGGCUCUUAGGUGGCUGCAGUUAGAUCGCGGCCGUUAGUGUACUUUACAGAGAGAUUUUUCGAACCGCUUGCCUACAUAGACUUGUUUAGGUGAUGCAGUAGUGCAUGGAAUAAGGAACUGGGGCCCCUGCUUCGGCAAGCCCCGGGUAUGCAAGGCCGUUACAAAAGCAGAAUGUUGCAAUAGCGAAGCAAGGGGGAAGCCUGACUUGGCCAACCCACCCCCAACCCCCCACUCCACCCCCCAUUUUUUUUCUUGAGGGAGAUUAAACUGUUUUUUGAUAA
Molecule: messenger RNA, 4961 nt
Organism: Rhipicephalus sanguineus (brown dog tick)
Lineage: Eukaryota; Metazoa; Arthropoda; Arachnida; Ixodida; Ixodidae
Product: elongation of very long chain fatty acids protein AAEL008004
Exons: 9
Coding region: 852-1892 (346 amino acids)
Biological process (GO): fatty acid elongation, polyunsaturated fatty acid; fatty acid elongation, saturated fatty acid; very long-chain fatty acid biosynthetic process
Cellular component (GO): endoplasmic reticulum membrane
Molecular function (GO): fatty acid elongase activity
Source: RefSeq, a predicted model, not a curated record